AGGCCUCUGAGGCCUAGAAUGGACUUCCUGAAGCAGUGUGCAUUCAGCCGUUCUCCGAACUCAGCAAAAUUUAGCUUCCGGUUCUACCGAACCGGUGUGAACCGGCUGAAUCCCACCACUGCGUUGUUCUACAGUUGGAGAGGAUCGUUGUUCUUGAAAGAGGACAAGCUACAGCAUUUUAUUAUAUUAUUAGAUCUGUGACCUACUGUGGGGGUCUGUUGGGGGCCAACAUCUCCAGCUAAAAUAAUGAAAUAUAAUGAAAAUGUUAAACUUGUCUUUUUGUCGUUCUGCAUUACAAUAUUUUUUUUUUUAACGAGCCAUCUAGUUGAUACUAGCGGCUUGCAAAGCUUUCUCCUCUUGGAAGAAAAAAAAAAAACAGCAGAAUUUCUGAGUUUUUCCUUGCCUUAAAGUCGUGCAAGCGACUUUGGUGCAACCUGCGUCCUCAGUUUUCCUGUCUGUAAAAUGGGUCUAAGAAUUUACAUUAUUUUUUUUCCCUUCCCCCCCUCCGAGGCUAACCAAACUUGCCUCCGGAGAAGGAAAAACUACUUUCAUUUUGCCUGCACCCUUGUCUCACUCCAAAACCAAGCACCCACACAUCCAGAGAAGGCAAUCCAAUUUAGGCUUGGCUCAAAUUUAGUUUCUACAUUGUCUGCUUGGACCAAAUGAAGCUUUUUGCUGUUGUUACCUUCUUUUUCCUGCUACAAAUCUUAACUCUCCGGGCAAAUCAGCCGAAUGGGCUUAGGCCGGGAGAGUGCCAAGGAGCUGCCAUUCUCUGAAUGCUGCCAUUCUCUGAAUGCUGCCCCCCCCAACUGAGCUUGGCAAAGAGGUGGCUGUGCUGAUAAAUUCGCCCUUCACAGCAGAGAAGAAACACCUUGGCAGCACCCCAUGCCUCUCACCUGGGCAAAAUUAGAAUAGGUACACCUGUCUCCAGCCCUGAGUCACCAGGAUCCUAGAAGGAAAUUGGAGACCGGAGGUAUAUGUUGACUUGAGGUUUAUUAUAACCUGUUUUUCUACUUGCUACACCAGGGGUAAAAUUAUACUAGACGCUUUGCACCACCUGGCUCACCUCUUAACUGCACUCACGGAUCCCAUCAAGAGGUCUGCUGAGCACCCCUUUCCCCCUGGCAUCCACGGGAUGGUGGCGGCCAUUCCCAAGCCUUGCAUCCAAUCAUCCUAGUUCCUCUUUGGUCCUGGCAAGGAAAAACAGAUAGUUCUUCACUUACGGCUGCAAUGGAGCCCAAAAUGUCUUUUGCUAACCGACUAAGUUGUUAAGUUUCUCGCCACCGUCGCAAAGUGAAUCGCCACACUUGUUAAGCUAGUAACACAGUCGUUAACCAAAUCUGGCUUUGCUGGUCCGAAGGUUGCGAAAGGGGAAUUGCGUGACCUCGGAGCACUGCGACCGUCGUAAAUGUGAGUUCAGCUGCUCAAGGGCCCAAAUUUGGACCGUGGGAGAUGUGACAGCGGGCGUUAAGUGUGAAAAACAGUCGUAACUCACUUUUUUCAGCGCCGUUAUAAUGGUCACUGAAUAAAUUGUUGUAAGUCAAGGAUUACCUGCAUGUAUCAGUGUCUUCUUGGCUGUUAGAAAGAAGAAAAAAAGAACUCCAAAGUUUUUUUUAAAGAGGUGUAGGACUGAAACUCAAGAGUUCUAAAAAAAACUAUCGUGCACCUCUUUCCUCAAAUUAAUUCCUAAAAAUAGGGCAUUUUGGCAGCUACCUCCUGGAGCAAUAUUAGUAGAAUUCUUUUUAUCAGAAUACGUCGUAUUCGUCCCCCUCGUCUACAGUGCAACCUACAAAAUUAAAACUGGGUUUUAUACCACUCUUCAUUUUGAGUUCCUUGUUUAGGCUUCCAAGAGAGAGAAAAAGACACAGAAACCUCAGGAUGAAAAUUCAGACAGACAGCCUCAAAAUGCUUUUGUUCAAUGCUUGUCUUGACAGCUUCUUCCCCCCCCCCCCUUCUGGAACCUUUUCUCUUUUUACAUUUAAAAAAAAAAGAAACCAAAAACACGGCUGUAGCCCAUUUUUCUCAGCCACGGGAGGCAUCUGUUAAGGCCUGCUUCGGACUCAUGUACAAAAGUUAAUUGCACCGUCUACAUCCGUAAUUAUUUCACGCUUGAAGGGAAACAACAUGUUUGAAACCGCUCUGGCAUUACAGACUGAGCAGUAUUUACACGAAAAAAAAUUUUUUUUUCCUUUUUAGACCACUUCAUAAUGUUUGCCAGGGCACCUCACACCCAGAAGCCCAGAAAGUUUAAACUUUCCAAGCUUCUAAGAUGGAAUUCAUACUCGGAAGCGUAAACUGAAGACAAAUAUGUAACAAACCACGAUCGUUUUCAAAAGAGCAUUAAACCACAGCGACAGGCAGACACAGAUUAGGAUCGACACAAGCUUAGCCUGAUUUUAACCUGAUUUUGCAAAGGGCAUGGAACCACAAACUGGGGGGGGGGGUGUUUAUCCACCCACCCUGAAUCACAACUUAGCCAAGAUGAAAACUAACCAAAGCUUGUGUGCUAUGUAAAUCCAUCUGCUAACUCAGUCUGGUUGUGCAAACACAGCCCCAGGCAGAAAUGUGUCAUGGGUCUUGUGUUUUUCCACGGUUUUGGACAUUGCUAAAAAAGAACGAAUUGGCUGGAGAAAGAAACAGAAGAGGAAGUUUAAAGGUGCCUUAUAAAAACCUGGAACCGGCACCAUACUGCAUUUUCUGUUGUCUUUUACAUUCUGGCCACGAGGCAGAAGAAACCCCCCCAAAUUGGGGGCCUGUUUGUAUAUUUCUAGCUGCCUUUUCGUUGUCUCAUUGUCGGGAUAAGGGCGGUAGAGCUGCGCUCAAAACACACAAGCCAGGCUGAAUUCCACACACAUGUUAAAAUAGGGAAUCGUUUAUGGAGAACGUUUUGGAUACCGUCUUUAAAUUCUUCUUUCACAACUCAACAAAUGUCCUCCAUACAGGGAGUCCGGCUAAGUGUGGGGUCUCUUAAAUCUGAGAAAAUACAGGUAAUAGUCCUCGGCUUAACAAAAGUUCAUUUAGUGACCGUUUGAAGUUAUAACGGCACUGAAAAAAGUGACAGGGUGUUUUUCACACUUAAGGUCAUUGCAGCAUUCCCCUUAGUUAAGUAAAGAAAAUUCAGACGCCCAGCAACUGAUUCAUAUUUACGACGGUUGCAUGUGGUCUGCUUUUGCAAAUCUUCCCACCAGCAAAGUCAAUGAGGAAGACAGAUUCACUUUACAACCGUGUUACUAACUUAACAACUGGGGCAAGAAACAUUGCAAAAUGGGGCAAAAUUCAUUUAACAAUGGUCUCACUUAGCAACAGAAAUUUCGGGUUCCACUGGGGUCAUACGUUGAGGACUACCUGUAUGGAUAGGAGUCUGUUGUUUACAGCAAGAUGUAACAGAAAUCCAUCAUGGGAAUUAAUAGCUUUCAGAUCAUUUUUUACUGUAUCCACUUCUCUUUCUCUCUUUCACCUUCCGGUGAAAUAAAAGUGAAAAUCUAUAUGAAAAUAGCUGGAUGGCUCUCAACAAUGGAAGGUUUGUUCACCCAAGUUAAUAAACGACGAGGAAAUUGUGACUUACAAAGACGUUUUGAACAAUGAAGGAAAAUUAAAACAUAGACAAGAACGAGAAGGACAGGGUAUGGAUCUAUCACGGUGGCCAUACCUGCAAAUUCAAAUGAGAUAUGAAAAAGACAUUAAAAACACCUGGAUUUUACAAAGAACGGACAGAAUUGGAUAAGAUAUUACUGACAUCAGAUGAAAAAUUGAUUAAGAAGCUUUAUAAAUAUAGGCUAAGUUCAAAAAAAAAACCUCUCUCGUUUAUGAAAGCUUAAGAUCGCUUUUACUCCGUCGCAAAGCUUUCCGCUUCUCUUUCUCUCUCUCGUCUUCCGGUUUGUCUUACCUGCCUCCAGCCCGGCCCACCUUCCUGAAAUAUGCAAACCUAUAGUAAACAGACACCUGGCACACUGAGCGAGCAGGUGGACAAUAAUCUCUUUUUACCAGUCAAUCGGCAGGUUAAAGUCACCUUGCAGAGAAGGGAGGGAGCCAGCCCUGAUCCACUCGGAGUUGUUCCUUGGCAAUUAUUCAUCGCAUUCCUGAGCGCCAGCGUGAUAUGGAAAAAUGCCCCACCGUGCCGAAGGAAGCGGGGUUCAGCCGUCGGAUAUGCCUCUGGCUGGCCGGCUGGCCCUCUCCGCCGCGGCCUUGCUCUUGCUGAUGUUGGCCUACCGGUAUUUCAAGUCUCGAGUGCCCCCUAGCAGCACCCCAGCCGGGGCCACGGAUGCCAAUGUCGUCAGGGCAGAGCGAAGAGAAUGGCAGGUUGGCAACCAGAAGGAAAACAAACAGGUGGCACUGAGGCACAGAGGAGAGCGGAGGAAGGAGACAGAGCCAUGCCACCCAGGGACCAAUCAGCUGGUGCAGGUGGGUAGAUGUGGAGUAACGGAAGCGUGUGGGCAGGCCCCGAUCCCUGCUGGCAGGGAGCUGCCUGGCACAAGAGAAACUGAGGCAGAAACUAAACAAGAGGCGUGGGAAGUGAGCUGUAUGGAACCGGGGGUGGAACAAGGGUGGAGAUCCGAAGACAAGGCUGGGGACCCCUGUUGCACCAUCCAGAACUGCACUAGCAAAGCUGGGGCUGAUUUGGACAAUUUAGGAGAUCAUUCUGGAGCUGUAGGCCUACUCAGCCGAGAGAGGGAACUCUACAAUUCGAUGGGGUCUGGCUGGGAUGUUGAUCUUGUUGAAGCUGAAUCUAGCUGUGCCAAGCCGGUGGAGAAGGAUGUCCAUCCCACAGGUGGGAGUGGCAUCAGUUUGAAAAGAGGAGAAGGUCAACCACUGGGAAAAGAGACUAAGAAACAAAUUGUGGAGAGGCGGUUUGGCCCAGAGAAGAUCCAGUCUUUCUAUGCCACUAGUGAUAUGGACUUGGCCAUCAACCACAGCCAUGUGCAAUCUCAUGUGGCCUAUGCGUUCUCCUCUGUGGCCAAAGUUGAGGUGGAGGAGAACUUCAUCAAAGAGAAGCAAAGUUCUGGGAAAGCUGAAGACACUCAACUGAGAGGCAAAGUCUACAACUACUAUGUUGAGUCUACUUCUCAAUCCAUUAUGAAUAGAACCACUUUUGGUACCAACCUGGAUUUCCAACGAUCCUGCAACCUCUCUACUAUCGACAUACUUAAUGUAUCCAAGAAAUGUUGGGCUGAGGAACCUGUCUGCUCAUCGGUGACCAAAGAUGAAGCCAACAAGCUUGUUUUGGAGAAGGUUCCAGACAUAUCUUCUAAUGUUCUCCUUAGUCCUGCAAAGGACACCCAACCUAAGGAUCAAACAGAGACAGUUGCUGUUAAAGAAGCCAUCUCCUCGAAACCUCUCUUGGGCAGACGUAGCAUCAGCCGGAAAGAAAGCUUCAAAAAAAUUGUAAAUAAUCCAGAGUUACAGGUGUCGAUGGAAGGUUUUGGUUCUCCAGGAAUUGGGCCCUCAAGUGGCCACACCUCACCUCCAGCUCUUCUUCACUUGGACUCUACUUCAUCUCUGGUGAAAUCCAUGCAAAAUUUCCUGAGCAGUGGAAGAGAAGAGCCAUCGGUGAAGCUUGUGGCUGGCGCUAAAUUUUUCCAUGUCCCACUAAGUUCAGACUCCUCUCUGGAUAUACACUUAGAUCUGGGGAACUGCUACCAGGUUUUGUGCAUGGCCAAGAAGCAGAAACUUAAGGAUCUGCAAGAGGCGGUCUACAAGGUCAUGAGUGACAACUAUCUCCAAGUGCUGAAGACCCAGGCCAUCUACCGCCAGCUCAACGCUGCAGAGAGGGACUUGAUCCUGGAGAAGAGGAUGCGAGGCAAGAAAUACAUGACGGUGGCAGAUGUUGGAUGCCACACAAGUAGACUUUCUUACUACGAUGACCAGAAAGAUGCUUGGCAUCCAUUAACCCACAUCCCUGUUGAAGCCAUCUCCAAGGGUUGUGCCAUCUGCAGCAUGUUCAAUUACCUCUUCGUCGUGGCUGGCUGUGAAGGGUUUGGAAGGUAUCAGAAACCAUCCAACCGUGUCUUCUGCUACAACCCCUUGACUGACAUCUGGCAGGAGAUCUGUCCCCUCAACCAAGCCAGACCCCACUGUAAGCUGGUGGCCCUGGAUGGUUGCCUCUACGCCAUUGGCGGAGAAUGUCUCUAUACAGUGGAACAGUACGACCCACGCCUGGAUCGUUGGACGUUUGCGGCCCCUCUGCCCAAUGACACCUUUGCUGUGGCCCACACUGCCACCGUCUGCGACGGGGAGAUCUGUGUCACGGGAGGCACCUUGAGAUACAUGCUGCUGAGGUACGUCAAACAGACGGACACCUGGAAAGUCAACCUCACUGGAGGAAGUCAGGACAGGACAACCGAGAUGGUGACCGUCAACGGCUUCAUCUACCGCUUUGACCUCAACCAGAGGAUGGGCAUCAGUGUCUAUCGCUGUAGUGCCAAGGCCAAGCUGUGGUAUGAGUGUGCCACCCACCCAAUGUCCUUCCCAUCUUGCUUCCAGUGUGCCGUCGUCGGAAAUCUUGUCUACUGCGUGAACCGGCAGUUCAACCUCCGUUUCCUAGCGGACUUGGUGUCUCCACGGUUUGGAAGCAAAGGGCUGAGAAAUUUCCCUUCCCCAAGAGGGACCCUUAUCCCAGUUACUCUCAUGUUGCCCGAGGGUUACAAAGCAUCUCAAACAAGGGUUUGAGUGGCCGGUACAAGCUGCUUUAUUGGAAUAACAAGGCAAACUUACUUCUUGUAGUUUCACCGAGGACGUUGGUCUCCUCGUUUGCCUCCCUGCCCAUCAAGGAAAGUAGGAUUGUAGGCAGGAAAGGUCUGUCUCUUCCUACCAAGACACCUAACAGAAUAACUGGGUUGCAGGUCUUCUAGACCGACUUAAUCCUUGCAUACAAAUUAACCAUAGACUUUGAGGUCUCAGCAUUCAGAGGCGAGGGCAGAUUUAAGCCAAUUCCAUAAAACCAGGAUGAUGGCCCUCCAUACCACCUUAUCUCCUGCCGGUCUAUGGAUUUAAGAUCACGUCCUUCCGUGAUCUCCCGUUGGGAUCCAUCUUGAGAUCUUAGUGACUGACCCAUUGCCUUGGGAUAGGGGAAGGGGGAAUAAGGAUCAGUCUAGAUCAGAGCAGAUUACCCGUGAUCUACCCAUGAAGGGUCUCUAGGAAGCCCAACAUCCAGGCACAAUCACAAUAAUAUUUCCCCAUCUGCUAUCUCCAGCAGCUGCUAAUUGGCUGUAGAGUGCCACUAGUUUUGGAGGCUCCAUCCCAAAUCACAACCCUCUUUUCUUCCAUAAACUUGUUUACUCUCCUUUUUUAUAGUGUUCUAGGCUGGUCAAGCUCUUAAUGAUUCGUCGCUGAUGACCUUUUUUCCCCCUUCUUCCUACCCUUGGUCAAUCCUCUCCUCUCAUCCUGGAUCAUGCCCUCACAAAAAUGUUCAGUCUUUGGCGUCCUUCCGUCGCUGGUAGUUUCUCUCUUAGGUUGGAUGAUGGUCCUGGUAGUCCUCCACUUACGGCCAUCUGUUUAAAGACCGUUGAAAUGGCCCUGAAAAGAAUGACUCAAUAGGACAGAAUAGAAUAGAAUGAAGAGGAAUGGAAUGGAGUAGAAUAGAGUAGGAUAAGAUAGGACGGAACAGAAUAGAAUAGAAUAGAAUAGAAUAGAAUAGAAUAGAAUAGAAUAGAAUAGAAU
Messenger RNA from Crotalus tigris (Tiger rattlesnake), 7656 nucleotides. RefSeq names its product kelch domain containing 7A (gene KLHDC7A). Gene Ontology annotation, molecular function: protein binding. The coding region runs from base 4105 to 6666 and encodes 853 amino acids. The transcript has a single exon. Lineage: Eukaryota; Metazoa; Chordata; Lepidosauria; Squamata; Viperidae. The record is from RefSeq and is a predicted model, not a curated record.